GAGCACGCGCGGACGCCGAACCCCUUGUCGACGCGCCUAGCUUCCGCCCAACGCAAUCCGCACGGCACGUGGCCACAGCUCACCGGACGUCCUUCCCUUUCCAGAAUCCAAAUAAUCCCAAGUCCCCUUCCACACCCAAUACCUUGCCUGGAAUCCGCGGCCUCGUGGGCGCACGCAACGGCAACGGCAACGGCGGGCGCCUACCACCGCCGUAGCCCGUAGCGAUGCCGAUGCGCGCGGUGGGUACGCGUAGGCAUAUGAUUCUUGGGUGAUUUUGGUCGGCUUCCGUUCCUCCGUUUCCGUGCCCGUCCGCAUUUUAACGGCUCCACUCACACUCACUCUCACGCUUGCCUCCGCCUGCUGCUGCUCACUCGCCCCCCCUUCCCACCUCUCCCUUUCUGCUUUCUGGUCUCUGACAUAAUCCAAAUCCGAGCGCGAAUCCAUGGAGGCGGAGUCGAGAAAGCCCCUCCUCGUCGUGCCAAUCUUGCUCUGCUGCUUCCUGGGCAUAUCGGGUGCGGCGGCGCAGUCGUACAUCGGCGUGAACUACGGCGAGGUGGCGGACAACCUGCCGUCGCCGGACGAGACGGUGAAGCUGCUCAAGUCCACGACCAUCUCCAAGGUCCGCCUGUACGGCGUCGACGCGGGGGUCAUCCGCGCGCUCGCCGGCACCGGCAUCUCCCUCGUGGUCGGCGUGGCCAACGGCGACAUCCCCGCGCUCGCCGCGGACCCCAACGCCGCGUCCGGCUGGCUCGCCGCCAACGUGCUCCCCUUCAUCCCGGCCUCGACCAUCUCCGUGGUCGCCGUGGGCAACGAGGUCCUCGAGUCCGGGGACGCCUCCCUGGCCGCCGCGCUGCUCCCGGCCCUGCAGAACCUCCGCGCGGCCGCCGUCGCGGCGGGCGACGCCGCGGCCGGCAUCAAGUUCUCCACCGUGAACACCAUGGCCGUGCUGGCGCAGUCCGACCCGCCCUCCACGGGCGCGUUCCGCCCGGAAGCCGCCGCCCAGCUGCAGCAGAUCCUGGGUUUCCUGAGCAAGACCAGCGCGCCCUUCAUGAUCAACCCGUACCCGUACUUCGCGUACCAGUCCGACCCGCGGCCGGACACGCUGGCCUUCUGCCUCUUCCAGCCCAACGCCGGGCGCGUCGACGGCGGGUCCAAGAUCAAGUACACCAACAUGUUCGACGCGCAGGUGGACGCCGUGAAGUCGGCGCUGGGCCGGGCCGGGUACGGCGCCGUGGAGAUCGUGGUGGCGGAGACCGGGUGGCCCACCAAGGGCGACCCGACGGAGGCCGGCGCCAGCGUGGACAACGCCAAGGCGUACGUGGCCAACCUGGUGGCGCACCUCAGGUCCGGGGCCGGGACGCCGCUGAUGCCGGGGAAAGCCGUGGACACGUACCUGUUCGCGCUCUACGACGAGGACCUGAAGCCGGGGCCGGCGUCGGAGCGGUCGUUCGGCCUGUACCACACGGACCUCAGCAUGGCGUACGACGCCGGGCUGGCCGCCUCGGCGGCGUCCGGCAGUAAUGGCAAUGGCCAAGGCGCGGCCGUGCAGCCGACCAAGGGCGGGUGGUGCGUGGCGAGCGUGGCCGCGACGGACGCGCAGCUGCAGACGGACAUGGACUACGCGUGCGCUCAGGUCGGGGUGGACUGCGGCGCCAUCCAGCCCGGGGGCGCGUGCUUCGAGCCAAACACGGUGCGCGCCCACGCCGCCUACGCCAUGAACCAGCUCUACCACGCCGCCGGUGCCCACCCCUGGAACUGCGACUUCCGGCAGUCCGCCACCCUCACCUCCAGCAACCCCAGCUACGGCUCAUGUGUGUUCACUGGAGGCCAAUGAUGUGGCACGGAUGGACAAUUUGACCCCGACGCGCACAAAUUCUUUCAGGGAGUACCAUGAUUGAUCUGCUGAUUGAAAUAAUAAAGCCACAAACAGUGGUUUGAUGGUGGUUGGGUGUAGGCCUGUAGGGAUGCAUCUUUUUUUUUUCUACUACUUCCUUUUUGGUUUGCCCUCCUGUGUACAUGCUAAUUAGUCCUUUAAUUGGGGAUAUUUAUCUGGGGCAGUUUGGUUUUGUGACUCUGUAAAGAUGUAGUAUGAGUGGUUGUUGUCAGGCCGAGUUUGCAUAGGUGGUGGGUGGUGUACUGGUUGGUGUGCGUGUCCACGAGUGUUGUGUGUUUGUUCUCCGUGUGUGUCUGAAACUAGCUAAGCCAGAAUUCGAUGUGCUAUACUGCUGUAUUAUAUUACCACUAUUUUAUUCAUAUAAGCGUUAAACAGUUGGAUGUC
This is a messenger RNA of Brachypodium distachyon (stiff brome), 2278 nucleotides long. Its product is annotated as glucan endo-1,3-beta-glucosidase 7. The coding region runs from base 443 to 1834 and encodes 463 amino acids. The transcript is spliced from 3 exons. Gene Ontology annotation, molecular function: hydrolase activity, hydrolyzing O-glycosyl compounds. Gene Ontology annotation, cellular component: plasma membrane. NCBI's taxonomy places the organism in Eukaryota, Viridiplantae, Streptophyta, Magnoliopsida, Poales, Poaceae. The record is from RefSeq and is a predicted model, not a curated record. Gene Ontology annotation, biological process: carbohydrate metabolic process.